This is a messenger RNA of Nanorana parkeri, 1142 nucleotides long. RefSeq names its product Wnt family member 8B (gene WNT8B). Gene Ontology annotation, biological process: multicellular organism development; cell fate commitment; canonical Wnt signaling pathway. Gene Ontology annotation, cellular component: extracellular region. The coding region runs from base 13 to 1086 and encodes 357 amino acids. Gene Ontology annotation, molecular function: frizzled binding; cytokine activity. NCBI's taxonomy places the organism in Eukaryota, Metazoa, Chordata, Amphibia, Anura, Dicroglossidae. The record is from RefSeq and is a predicted model, not a curated record. The transcript is spliced from 6 exons.
CAGUGUUGGAUUAUGUUGUAUAUUGGAUCCCACUUGAUCAUCUUCCUCCUACUUCUAGUCCAUUUUGGACAUUGUUGGUCAGUGAACAAUUUUCUGAUGACUGGUCCUAAGGCCUAUCUCAUUUACUCAAGCAGUGUGGCAGCUGGGGCACAGAGUGGUAUUGAAGAGUGUAAAUACCAGUUUGCCUGGGAUCGGUGGAACUGCCCAGAGAGAACGUUACAGCUUUCCAGCCACAGUGGUCUACGCAGUGCAAAUCGAGAAACGGCCUUUGUGCAUGCUAUUAGCUCAGCUGGAGUAAUGUAUACACUCACACGGAACUGUAGCCUUGGAGAUUUUGAUAACUGUGGCUGCGAUGACUCCAGAAAUGGGCAGCUUGGUGGACAAGGGUGGCUUUGGGGUGGUUGCAGUGACAAUGUCGGUUUUGGAGAGUCCAUAUCUAAGCAGUUUGUGGAUGCACUGGAGACUGGACAAGAUGCUAGAGCUGCCAUGAAUCUUCAUAAUAAUGAGGCUGGAAGGAAGGCAGUAAAGAGCACAAUGAAGAGGACAUGUAAGUGUCAUGGUGUUUCCGGAAGCUGUACAACUCAAACCUGCUGGCUACAGUUGCCGGAAUUUAGAGAAGUGGGCUACUAUUUGAAGGAGAAAUAUCACAAAGCUCUGAAAGUUGAUCUGCUGCAAGGAGCGGGUAAUAGUGCAGCCAGCAGAGGUGCAAUAGCUGAAACAUUUAGCUCCAUUUCCAAGAAAGAACUUGUCCACCUGGAAGAUUCACCUGACUACUGCCUGGAGAACAAGACUCUUAGCCUACUGGGUACAGAAGGCAGGGAGUGCCUUAAAAGAGGCAAGACACUUAGCAAGUGGGAAAAGCGGAGCUGCAAACGCUUGUGCGGAGAUUGCGGAUUGGUGGUGGAGGAAAGAAGAGCGGAUAUGGUCUCCAGCUGCAACUGCAAGUUUCAUUGGUGCUGUGCUGUUAAAUGUGAACAGUGCAGGAAGACUGUCACUAAAUACUUCUGUGUAAAAAAAGAGAAACGUGAGAGGAGUGGUGGUGGCAUCCCCCGCAAGAAAGAAACUAAACUAAGAAAGAAAUUUUAAAAAGGUUGCUCAGCUGUAACUAAAACAUUUGUGAGACUGCAGCUUUUGUAGCCGGA